Molecule: messenger RNA, 1692 nt
Organism: Carassius gibelio (silver crucian carp)
Lineage: Eukaryota; Metazoa; Chordata; Actinopteri; Cypriniformes; Cyprinidae
Product: anoctamin-1-like
Exons: 10
Coding region: 1-1134 (377 amino acids)
Biological process (GO): chloride transmembrane transport
Cellular component (GO): plasma membrane
Molecular function (GO): chloride channel activity
Source: RefSeq, a predicted model, not a curated record
AUGGAGGAAAAGGUUCCUAAAACAGACAAAAGCUUUGAAGAAAGGCUGAUCUUCAAAACUUUCAUCCUCAAGUUCGUGAAUGCGUUCACUCCCAUCAUAUACAUUGCAUUUUUUAGAGGCAGAUUGGGGGGGCGUCCGGGAAGUUAUCUCUAUGUGUUUGAGUCCUAUCGGAUGGAAGAGUGCGCUCACGGCGGCUGUCUCAUGGAGCUCUGCAUUCAGCUCAGCAUCACAAUGCUCGGCAAACAGCUCAUCCAGAACAACCUGUUUGAGAUCGGCGUCCCUAAACUAAAGAAGCUGAUCAGAUACAUUAAAUCCAAGAGAAGCUCUUUCCAGGAAGAGGAAUAUGAGAAGAAGUUACAGCGUUAUGAGACGGAUCAUUUCCUGGAGCCCUUUGUUGGCCUCACGCCCGAAUACAUGGAGAUGAUAAUCCAGUUUGGCUUUGUGACUCUCUUCGUGGCAUCUUUCCCUCUGGCGCCUCUGUUUGCCCUCCUGAACAACAUUAUUGAAAUCCGUCUUGAUGCCAAGAAGUUUGUGGCAGAACUCAGAAGACCAGAUGCAGCCAGAGGCAAAGACAUAGGAAUUUGGUAUAAUAUUCUAAGAGGAGUCGCAAAGGUGGCAGUUAUUGUCAAUGCUUUUGUUAUCUCCUUCACAUCAGACUUUAUUCCACGGCUGGUCUAUCAGUACAUGUACAGUCCAGAUGGGUCAAUGCAUGGUUUUGUCAACCACACGCUGUCUUACUUUAACGUCAGUCACUUCCAGAAUGGUACCGCCCCACUGGAGCCUUUCCACCUCGGCUUCCAUGUGGACAUCUGCAGGUAUAAAGACUACAGAGAGCCUCCGUGGUCUCUGACACCAUACGAGAUCUCAAAAGAGUUCUGGGCUGUGUUGGCAGCCAGACUAGCAUUUGUCAUUGUCUUUCAGAAUGUGGUGAUGUUGAUGAGUGAUGUUGUGGACUGGAUCAUCCCAGAUAUUCCCAAAGACAUCAGUUUACAGAUCCAUAAAGAGAAGAUCCUCAUGAUGGAUCUGUUCAUGAAAGAGGAACAGGGAAAGACACGGUUAGAGGACAGCUGCAAAGAGAAGAGUACUCUGACACGCUCACGCUCCAUGUCUCACACAGCCUGCAAAAACUACUAACAUCAGCAGCCUCAGAGUAUCUAUCAUUACAUUCCAGUGACGAACCCCAGACAUGCUGUUCGGUCUUAAAUAAAGCCUGUUGCCAGUGCACACUGCCAGAGUUCAUAUUGUACAGUUCUUCAAGCUUCUUAAAUGUUAUUUGUGUGCUCUACGUGUUUUUCCCUCUAUGUCAUUGUUCUCUUUCAGUGAAUGCUGCUGUGAUGCAUUCAAAUGAUAAUACAAAUGCAAAGGCCUUAACGUACUCUACAGAAAUAUGUGAAUGAAAACACUUCUGGCUAUGUGAGCUCGAUUUUGUGCAUCAUUGUAUCAGAUUCAUAACGCAACAGUUUCCUAGCAUUGCUGGGCAUUAGCAUAAAUCUGAGUUGUUCAGCUGUGGUCCUCAGGCCAGUUUUUGUCCAGUAAUCCUAGUGAGGUGUGUUUGAUGAGGCUUGUGGAUCUCAAGGGCCAGAGCUGAUGAACACUGGCAUAGACGGUCUUCUGUAUUCUCUUGCAGGUCAAUUAUUGUCAUGACAAAGGAUUUUGAGGAAUCUUGUUGAGCAAGUUAGUUAAACUACCUGA